AUGUCUCUGAUCGAGAACCUGGCCAAUCUCUCGUCUCUUCCCGCGCCUCUGCCUCCAGCUCCUGAGGGCGAGGUCUUCACCAAGGAUCAAUGGGACACCUUGUUCUCGAUCCUCGAAGUCUUCGUACCGUCUAUCCCGGCCUCUUCGAGAGCAGAUGGCGGCCAGUCCACAGAGUUCGAUGAGGCGCUUUCCAGACUGAAGCUGUAUCAGCCAGAGGGUCUCCCUGAGGAUGUGGCACGAGCAUACCUGCUUGAGGACGCUGUCUCAGAUCCCAAGUACAGACAAGCCGUGGAACGAAAAUUCAAGCUCUUUGUCCCUCCUUCAAACGCACAAGGAUUGGGUUUUGUUCUCUCAUUAUUCAAUACCACCGCGGGCUCCUAUAUCUUGACAGGAUACACCACGCCAAUCCACAAACAGGACCUCGAGACCCGUUGCAGAAUAGUCUGCCAGUGGUCCUCAGCCAGGUUACCUCUCCUGAGAGCAGUCCACAAGUCCCUCAGCGGCUUAGCGAGACAGAUUUGGCUUGGUACUUCUCCCAAUCUGCACCGCAUUCUCGACUUCCCCGAGAUCCCCAAGCACAUCGAGCGCAAUCCAAGCUACGACUUCAAAUUUCAUGACUUCGCCUCCCCAUCCGUGUCCACGACACUCUCGGCCGAUGUUGUGAUUAUCGGAUCUGGAUGCGGCGCCGGCGUGGUCGCCUCACAUCUAUCCCGUGCUGGUCUGAAGUGCCUGGUCCUCGAGAAGUCCUAUCACUUCCCGUCUACGCAUUUUCCCAUGUCCGCCCCCAGCGCGGGGGAGCAUUUGAUGGAGAAUGGCGGCUUGAUGGUCUCGGACGAUGCCUCCGUUGGCAUCUUGGCCGGGAGCACGUUCGGCGGUGGCGGCACAGUCAACUGGUCAGCCUCGUUGCAGCCUCCACGACCGGUGCGCGAGGAAUGGGCGGCCGACAAUCUCCCUCACUUCCUGAGCGCAGAGUACCAGGACUGUCUCGACACGGUCUGCGAGCGCAUGGGCGUCGCGAGGGCCACCGAUCCCGAGGCGCUCGGAAAGAUCGAGCUCAACUUCGCCAACAGGACCCUGCUCGAAGGGUCCCGCCGCCUCGGCAUCGCCGUGCAGAUUGUGCCCCAGAACACGGGCGUUUCCAAGCGCCACUUCUGUGGCUACUGCACCUACGGCUGUGCCAGCGCCACCAAGCAAGGGCCCGCGAACUGCUGGUUCCCCGACGCCGCGGCCCACGGCGCCGAGUUCGUCGAAGGCUGCUGGGUCGAAGAGAUUGUGUUUUCCGAGCACAAGGGAAUCAAGACGGCCACGGGCGUCAAGGCAAUAUGGACGUCCCGCGACCGAAGCACGACUCGAGAACUCACCAUCUCGGCCAAACGCGUCAUCGUGUCUGCCGGCACGCUGCAAUCGCCGCUGGUCCUCCAGCGCAGCGGACUCAAGAACCCUCACAUCGGAGCACAUCUGCACCUGCACCCGACCAACACAGUCCGGGCGACGUGGCCGCACCGGACCAACCCAUGGGAAGGCGCGAUCCUGACCGUCGCCAUGACCGGUCUCGAAGACCAAGACGGCAAACACCACGGCCCCAAAGUCGAGGUCAUCUGCUCGACUCCGGGAUUCGGCCUGCUCACCGUGCCCUUCCGCCCGCAGCACGCCCUCACCGACAACAAGAAGAGUGCCCUGUCCGCGGCCAUCGAGUACCGGCUCAACGCCGCCAAACACGCCUUUUCCACCGGCUUCGUCUGCAUCACCCGCGACGCCGACACAGGCAAGGUGUACAUCGACCCCAAGGACCCGACCCGGAAACGAGCGCGGGUCGCCUACACGCCCUCGGCGCGCGACAGAGCCCACAUCUUCGCGGGCAUGGAGGGCGGCAUGCGUGCCGCCUUCGUCAUGGGCGCCGUGGAGAUCGACUCGGCCCAUCCGUCCGUCGAGCGCUGGGUGCGGCCCUCCUCCUCCUCCCUAGACCCGAAAUCCACGCCUGCUGCCAUCGACGACGACCUUUCCUCCUUCAACAUCUUCCUGGCCGAGGCCCGCAGGCUGUGGCUCGCGGACCCGGGCCCGUGCACCGUCGGCUCGGCGCACCAGAUGGGGACGUGCCGCAUGGCGUCCUCACCAAAGACCGGCGUGGUCGACGCAAAGGGCAAGGUCUUUGGCACCCAGGGACUCUAUGUCGCCGACGCGAGUGUGUUUCCCUCGGCGAGCGGCGUGAACCCCAUGAUCAGCACUAUGGGCAUUGCCGAGUGGAUCGCCAGGGGGAUCGUUAGAGAGUUGAAAGACGCUAAAGCGUAA
Molecule: messenger RNA, 2289 nt
Organism: Fonsecaea multimorphosa CBS 102226
Lineage: Eukaryota; Fungi; Ascomycota; Eurotiomycetes; Chaetothyriales; Herpotrichiellaceae
Exons: 1
Coding region: 1-2289 (762 amino acids)
Molecular function (GO): oxidoreductase activity, acting on CH-OH group of donors; flavin adenine dinucleotide binding
Source: RefSeq, a predicted model, not a curated record